Molecule: messenger RNA, 804 nt
Organism: Striga hermonthica
Lineage: Eukaryota; Viridiplantae; Streptophyta; Magnoliopsida; Lamiales; Orobanchaceae
Source: the annotation of a GenBank genome assembly
AUGGAAAACAAUUCAUUUUCAAUGUUCAGGUUUCAAGAAGACGACGAUGUUUCAGCCACCGGCUGUCCCGAUUUCACGGUAUCAUCAUGGGAUGUGGGCAUGAAUCCUAUGAUCUCCUAUCCUGGUUUUCCCCAAGCAUCACAAGGAUUAGGUAAUAUUGGAUAUAAUAAUAGUAAUAGUAGUAGCAAAGGUAAACAGCCAAAGCAAUAUCAGGAAGCUGUUAGUGAGGGUGGCACUUCAAAUCAAGAAGCUCAAAAAAAGAAAAUGCACAGAGAUAUCGAGAGGCAAAGGCGGCACGAAAUGUCGACACUCUACGCUUCUCUUCGUUCGGUUCUCCCUCCGCAGUUUCUCAAGGGCAAGAGGUCGAUUUGCGACCAACUUGAUGAGGCGAAGAAGUACAUAGGAUGUGUGCAGGAUAACAUUAGGGAACUUGGAACGAAGAGGGACAACAUAAAGAUAAUGUCCCGAGCCGAUUUACAAGAGUCUGGUCCGGGAGGCUUUAUUAGUAGCCAACUGACUCGGCCCGUUUUUGUUACGGUUCAGCCGUGUUGUGUUGGUGUUGAGGUAUUGAUACGUUGCGAUUCAAUGCCAGAAGGCUUCUCUUUUCCCGUUUCCAAAAUCCUAAAACUGCUGCUUGAAGAAGGGCUUGGCCCCGUCUCUUGCAAUUCGACUAACUGUGACGAGAGUUUGAAUUAUGUGAUCCAAUCCGAGGUGCUGGAUAAUCAUAAUCCCAGUGUUGAUCUUCAGGUGCUGCAAAGAAAGCUGAAUGUUAUGGUGACAAAUUUAAUUGAUAAGAACGUGUGA